GACCGUUACAGCAAACCACUAACACCACUGAUGCUGGAGCAGCUGGACCUGCGUAUCCAUCCGGAGACGGCACGCACGCCGAGCCAUGGCUGGGAUGACGGGGAGUACAGCGUAACCGUGGAUGCUUAUCCGCAGAUGCAGGCACCACAGCACUCUGGUGGCCGCGAAGAAGAAACAGGAGGAGGAGGAGGAGGAAGCGGUGUGACAAGGGGAGUCAAGCGCACACAACAGCCGCAGCCGGGCAGGCCAGUGUCGCCAUCGCCACCGCCGCCAGCGCGCAGUGAACGCGUGGUGGUGAUGUUGGACGAAGGCGGGGAGCAAGCAGGGCUCGUGGCAGGCCCAAGUAGCCACCCCCGCCACCAGCAGCACCAGGAUAAGUAUCACCACUACCCUGACGCUGCUGCUGGUGGUGGUGGUGGUGUGCGUGGCCCAUCUCGACGGCGAACACAACCGCCGCAACGACGACGCCCUGCCCGCGCAUCCAUGCGACGGUCCAAGCCACCACCGAAGCACACCAACCCUCCAUGGAACGACCGCUUCUUUGCCAAGGAUGAUGAAGCAGACGAACAACCGAGUGCCGUGGCCCGGUUCCAGGAGAAGCUUGCCCUGCAGCUGCAGUCGCCAACACACCCACAACAGCAGCAACAGCGUCGAAAGGCGACGGGCGCCGGUUCCAAGAAGGGUAAGGUGAAGAAGAACACAAGACAGCAGCAGAAGAAGAACACCGCGAAGAAGCAACCGCGAACGCAGGGGGUCAGGGCAAAACCAACGCACAUGAUCCCACGCCAGCCGUCACACCGCCCACCAACUGGUGCAACUCCUGCCGUGCCAACAGCAACAACACCGACACCAACAACGCGAACGACGGCGGCACCCACGGGUCACCAUCCAGCACGCCCUGUUGCAAAGGGAAGCAAGGGCGCUGCUGCUCCACUCACGGCGUCGCAACGGCUACGACUGCGCGUGCGACAGGAACGGGCGAUCCAACACCACCACGCCAGACAGCAAGGCCAUCACCUCCAGCACCACCACCACCAGCAGCACCACCACCAGCAGCAGCAGCAGCAUCAGCAACCGAGACAACAGGCAGACCGCAGCCGUACCAGACCUCAGGUCCCACGUCACCGACCGUGGCAUGUUCACCGACAGCACGGCGGUGCGAUCGAGGGUGUCAACCACCGUGUCGAUGACGAUGAUGUCGAUGGUGAUGGCAAUGAUGGCGCAGUGUUGGCGGCAGCAACGGAGCGUGGCCUUGCACUGCUGAACAGAGCACAUCGCAGCCGUCCUCACCAUCAGCAUCAGCGACAGGAGCGAGGGCAUCAUGGCCACGUGCCAUUAUCGCUGCGCACGGCGGCCACCGGGUAUGCGCGCGUCAGUGGUGAUGAUGGCUAUGAUGGAGGCUACGCAGGCGGUGGUGGUGAUGACGAUGGCGUGAUGAGCACGGGAAUGCGCACACGAACGGUGACACCCACAGCGUCCAUCAGAGGAGACACGAGAGGAGUCACAAGGACAACAGGCGGAACGCCCGCACGAACAUCAACUCAGCACAGCAACACUCGCGCACACAGACCGUACCAGCCACCACAUCACCAACAACAGCCCCCGUCACAGCCGCAACGACAGCAGCGAAAGCGGCAGCAGCAGAUGCAGCAACGACAGCAGCAACAGCAGCAACAGCAGAUGUUUGCGGCUGAAGGGCUUGGGUAUGGUGUGACGGAGGAGGAGGAGGGGAGUGACCGUGCGGACAGGCAGACAAUGACGUGUGGGGUGCAGGUUGACAUGGACACCAUGGCAGAUGCCCCUGCGCGCACAGUUGAAGGCGACCGCGCAUGUGCACAGGAUUCACUGCGGCGCAUGGACGGUGGCGGACAACCCGUCCGGUCGAGUGCGCUGGAGGCGUUUUUGGAGGAGUCGAUUCGAUUCAUUUCACACGCGCUGGCAGACGACGCCGAUGCUGCUGCGGUGGAGGACGUGUAUGCGGCUGGCACGCACCACUAUCAACAACAACAACAACAACAACAACAACAACAACAACAACAACAACAACAACAACAACAACAACAACAACAACAACAACAACAACAACAGCAGCAGCAGCAGCAGCCAUCAUUGCUGCCGCAACAAGUUGGCCGGACAGCAACAGCAGGAACAACUAAAGCGACAGCAACAGGAGAGAGCCGGACGCCACACACCGUUCAGCGAAUGAGCGAGCGGGAUCUGAAUGCGCUGGUGGACAGGCUGCUCGGCGUCUCCGUGCGCAGCGACGACGAGGAGGACAACGAAGGCGAUGACGACGAUGACGACGAGGAGGAAGAUGCUCAUCUUGAUGGCCGCGGUACUGGUGGUCGCGAUCGCUGGCAAUUCCGCCACCGCCACGAUGGAGGUGAUGGAGGUGAUGGAGGUGAUGGUAGUCGGUUUGGUCGCACUGGUACUGGUAUCGCUGGCAAUGGUGUGGCUGCAGUUUCCACGAGACACACGAGAACACACGCGCCACCACUUCACAUCUCGGGCAACCAGGAUUCCAUCCACAUGCACCACCCUCUCCAUCACCAUCACCGCAGCAUCAGCGAACGGCAGCACCACUCGCCUUCAAGCGUCCCCAGCGGCGGUGGCAGCGACGUGAAUGUGUCGCGUCACAUCAUCUCGUAUGACGGUCGUCCACACGAUGCCAGGGAGAACCAACGCGCAGCAAGCAGCAGCGGCGAUGCCAGUAACUGCGCCCACCAUCCCCUUGAUCAUCAUCAUCACCAUCAUCGUCAUCAUCAUCGUCGUUAUGGCGGAGAGCGGGCGCUGGGAAUGCGCCCCUUUCCCUCUCAGGAAUGCAUUGACCGCCUGUACCGCUACCAGCGGUCGAUGCACGUGCUUGCGCCGGGACCGCCCGCCGCCGCCGUCAACAGCGCCGUUGACGAUCUCUUUGCAGCGGCGCUGGAGUCGGUAUUGGGGGAGACGAUUGAUGCAAUUGACAGCAAGGCACUGCGCCUGCUGCAGGACGAGUUGGGGAAUGGCGCCGUGUCAUCGCGGUCGAAGGGUGCACCAGCACCGACAGAGCAGCCACCGCUGCAGCCGAAGUGCUAUCCAUCGCUGUCCUCGCCAUCGUCGUCACUGGGGCUGGGCCAGGAGAGCAGGGGCCACGCUGCACGGUGGCAGCAACGACGACAACAACAACAACAACAACAACAACAACAACAACAACAACAACAACAACAACAACAACAACAACGACGACGACGACGACAACAACAACAACAACAACAACAACAACAACAACAACAACAACAACAACAACAACAACAACAACAACAACAACAACAACAACAACGACAACAACAACAACAACAACAGCAGCAGCAGCAGCAACACGGCGAUGUUGCAGCGCUGGAGCAGGCGUAUCUUGAUGAGGAAAGCUUUGAAGACGUUGAUGUCGCGAGUCACAGCAGUCAUCAUUCCGACACCGGCGCGUCGGACCUGGAAUCCGCAUCCAUUGCGCAAGAAAGCGGACAGAACCGCCGCCAGCGCAGGGAUCACGUGGAUGGGAAUGGUCGCGUGUCCAGUGCACGGUCUGUUUCGUCAUCCGUCGCCUCAUCAAUCGCCACUGCAACCAACAGCCACGACGACGACAUCAAGGCCAAGCACAAUGAUGAUAGUAGUGGUGGUGAUGAUGGUGAUGGUGGUGACGGAGCUGCUGCGCAGUACUCUGAUGACUUUGACGAUGACGAUGACGAUGACGAUGAUGACGGGGUGGUGGGUGGAGAAGGGGAGGAAAGCAGCGGUGCAGAUGCAGGCAAGCGAGAGGAAGAGAGUGACAGCAUUGCACUGAGUGACGAUGACGACGUGAUGCAAGAUUCGACCACGCAUGACGAAACACAAAUGUUUGACAGGUCCGUGGGCAGCCAGUUGCACUUUCAUCUCGGAACCGCCGCAGACCUCUCCUCCAUCAGCUCCGAAUCGUGACUUUGGUGUGUGUUGUGUGUGUGUGUGUGUGUGUGUAUGUUUCCUUCCUCACCCAGUCAGUCGUGCGUGCGUCCUGCAUCUAAUGCAAUGCAACCCCUCGCCAUAUCCUUUUUGUCUGCUUCAUUGACUGUCGUUGUCAAUUAUACUGUCCUUUCACGCCCCACGCCCCCACUAGACCCACGC
Molecule: messenger RNA, 4134 nt
Organism: Salpingoeca rosetta
Lineage: Eukaryota; Choanoflagellata; Craspedida; Salpingoecidae
Exons: 3
Coding region: 31-3951 (1306 amino acids)
Molecular function (GO): transcription coactivator activity
Source: RefSeq, a predicted model, not a curated record